Spirodela intermedia is the source of this 2322-nucleotide messenger RNA. The record is from the annotation of a GenBank genome assembly. NCBI's taxonomy places the organism in Eukaryota, Viridiplantae, Streptophyta, Magnoliopsida, Alismatales, Araceae.
AUGGGGCUUACGUUCACGAAGCUCUUCAGCCGGCUCUUUGCCAAGAAGGAGAUGAGGAUUCUGAUGGUUGGUCUUGACGCCGCCGGUAAGACGACCAUCCUCUACAAACUCAAGCUUGGCGAAAUCGUCACCACCAUCCCUACCAUCGGUCAGAUCUCUCUUCACUCUGCUUUUUGGUACUUUUGACUUCCGGUAUCUGUUAUUUUGUUUCCCGUCAAAUGAUGGAAACCGUAUUUGUCUGAGAUGCUACGUUGGAGAUCUAGCCUGAAUCUGAUGUCUCGUUGCGUUCCCUUGUCCUGUAUUCCUCUGACACGGUUCUGCUACUGUUAUAUCUUGGUUUCUGUUCAUUUUGGGAACUGUAUCGUAUUUUUCUUGGAGUUUAGUGAUUUCCAUGUGUGUUCUUAACUUACGGAUCUAAUUUUUGUUUUUACACCAUCUUAAUAUUCCGGUGUAUGCCUGAUGUUGCGUUUUGCAUGAGUAGGAAUGACGUUUAUGGAUAGCUAAUGGCUUGUGAUGUUGUACUCGUUCGUGAUAUUGUGGACGUUUUGAUCACAAAUCCUUCUGUUAAGAAAAAAAGAUAAAAAAACAUGAGAAUGAUAUGAUCCCCUCGAUCCGAUUAUAUACAGGAAGAUGGUACCCUCGUUGGUAUCAGACACAUCCUCUACUUCAAUUCUUUUUAUGGAAACGAUGUUAAAAAAACGUACAAAAAUAUAGUCCCUACUUAUAUUUAUAUUUUACUAAAAAUGAAAAAUGGACUGCGUCGUUUGGAUUCGUCCUCUGUUAAAUUUCCAAACACGUAAAGACUCGCCAAAAUAAGGGAAACAUUGAUUUUUUUACAACUUUGCUCCAAAGGAAUAUUAUAGAUGCUCUGAACGUAUCUUAAACAAAAAAAAUUGAGAGCAGCACGAGGGAAAAAUAUGGCCAAUGGUUGAAAAAAACUUGAACUUGAUAUAAACUCUGCAGGGAUACUUAUGAUUGUCAAGUAGCUAUUAAAAAAAAGGAAAAGUAAGAAAUUAUAAUACAAUUGGUUUUUCUUUUCUUGGCCUACACAUUCAAAGGAGAAGGAUAGUUGUGGAAGAUUUUUGACAUUUCAUUCUAUUAACAAUCUCAUCCUUGGAGCAUGAUUUGUACUCUAGUUUUGUAUAGAAUGACAUCAUUGUCAAUAUGUGCGUUAAUUUGGUACUUGCUGACAAUUUAUUGUAGGCCCUAUUGAGAUUUUGACAAAAUUCUGUGGUUUGGAGACAGUAACUAGUGCCGAAGAUAACUCUUGAUUGAGAACCCGCAACCUCUCCAAGUCUUAUUAAAUCUCCUGCCCUAAACAUUAUUGUCUUUACUGAUUUGUUGCUAAAUGUUUCAUUUUAGGACACAUCUUUGUUGUUUUAUAUCAAGAUUUUAUGAUGCGGGGUAGAUAUUUUCCAAGAAUUUUCUAAAACCACCCACGAUCUUUGAUCUGGUGUUUUCAUAUUUUCUACUGUAGGUUUUAACGUAGAGACUGUGGAGUAUAAGAACAUUAGCUUCACUGUAUGGGAUGUUGGUGGUCAGGACAAGGUACGUUCUUUAUUUAUGCUGAAUAAGAUAGCCUUUGCAUUUAUCCGAUCAACAUCUAUGUUCAAUGAAGUACUCAUUUCGUUAUAUUUCUGGAAAGGGUCCGUGAAGUACUCUAUUUAGAUUUGUAAUUUUAUAUUCAUUAACGAAUCGGCCAGACAUUUUUGCUUCCACGAAUAUCUCAGAUUUCCCCAUGAAAUCAGCACAUGGUACUCCUUUCUAAUGCUGCUGAUGGCGACCUUGGCCCUUAAACAGAUCAGGCCACUCUGGAGGCACUAUUUCCAAAAUACACAAGGCCUUAUUUUUGUCGUGGACAGCAAUGAUAGGGAUCGUGUGGUUGAGGCAAAGGAUGAACUCCAUCGGAUGCUGAAUGAGGUAAAUACAUCUCCCUGCGGAUGCCUGAGCUCUCUUUCCUCGUGAUAAAAAUGAUUUGGAAAUCACCAUUCAGGAUCUUGUAGAAAUGCUCAAUCAUAUCGAAUAUAGUGUGAUUGGGAUGCUUACCGUCAAUGAGAAAUAAAUGGUUUAACUUGUGAAUAAUAAACAAUAAUUAGGUAUCCAUGAAUUUCCAUGUUAUUUAAGGUGUAACCUUAAAACAGCGGAUGUCUCCUAAAGUUUCGGAAUGAAAGCUUUCUGAAAGGUUAUUUGACCAUGCAGGAUGAGUUACGAGAUGCUGUUUUGCUCGUAUUUGCUAACAAGCAAGAUCUUCCCAACGCAAUGAAUGCUGCUGAAAUCACGGACAAGCUUGGUCUGCACUCCCUACGACAGCGGCACUGGUGA